Molecule: messenger RNA, 2520 nt
Organism: Triticum turgidum subsp. durum (durum wheat)
Lineage: Eukaryota; Viridiplantae; Streptophyta; Magnoliopsida; Poales; Poaceae
Source: the annotation of a GenBank genome assembly
AUGACCGCAGCCGCAGCUCGCGGCUGCGGCUGUGCUCUGCUUCUGCUCUUCGCCCUAGCGCUCCCGGGCACCGGCCGUGCGGGGGCGCAGCGCGAGCGCGGCAGCCUGCCGCGCGGCGCCUCGCUCGCCGUCGAGGACCACGCGUCCGACCUCCUCGUCUCCCCGGACGGCGCCUUCGCCUGCGGCUUCUACGCCGUCUCCCCCACCGUCUUCACCUUCUCCGUCUGGUUCGCGCGCUCCGCCGACCGCGCCGUCGUCUGGACGGCCGCCGCCAGCGCCACGGCGCGCCGCGCCGUGCACAGCCAGGGCUCCCGCCUCGCGCUCGACGGCCGCCGCGGCGCGCUCGUCCUCACCGACUACGACGGAGAGGUCGUCUGGAACUCCACCGCCCACGACGGCGCCGCGCGGGCGCGGCUCCGCGACACCGGCAACCUCGCCGUCGAGGACGCCCGGGGGGCCGUCCUGUGGCAGAGCUUCGACCACCCCACCGACACCCUGCUCCCCGCCCAGCGCCUCGGCGGCGCCGCCGGGAGCGGGCUCGUGUCCACCAGCAGGCUCCUCGCGGCUGGGCACUACGGCUUCCGGUUCAGCGACUACGCCAUGCUCUCAAUGGUGUACGACGACGGCGGCGAGGUGUCCAGCAUCUACUGGCCCAACCCCUACUUCAGCUACUGGCAGAACAGCCGCAAGAUCUACAAUUUCAGCCGUGAGGCAGAGCUCGAUUCCUCGGGGCAUUUCUUGGCCAGCGAUAACGCGACGUUCGAUGCCGCCGAUCUGGGCGGCGCCGGGGUCAGGAGGAGGCUGACGCUGGACACCGACGGCAACCUCCGGCUGUACAGCUUGGACGCCGGCGACCAGACGUGGACCGUGUCGUGGAUGGCGUUCUCCAACCCUUGCAUCAUCCACGGCGUGUGCGGCAUCAACGCGCUGUGCCUCUACACGCCUUCACCGGCCUGCGUCUGCGCCCCCGGCCACGAGCGCGCCGACCGGAGCGACUGGAGCAGGGGCUGCCGGCCGACGUUCAGCAACUCCACCGGCGGCCGCGACGAGAAGGUGAAGUUCGUGGCGCUGCCGCACACCGAUUUCUGGGGCUUCGACCUCAACAACAGCGAGUUCCUGUCGCUGGACGCGUGCGAGGAGCAGUGCACCGGCGAGCCGUCGUGCGUGGUGUUCCAGUACAAGCAGGGCAAAGGGGAGUGCUACCCCAAGAGCCUCAUGUUCAACGGCAGGACGUUCCCGGGCCUGCCCGGCACGGCCUACCUCAAGGUCCCCGCCGACUUCAACGUGCCGGAGCUGCACGUCCAUCAAUGGCAGACCGAUGAUGGCCUCGCCAUCCAGGAGGACAUUGCCGGAUGCGAUGCCGCGGCACCGGAGGUAGUCAUGCUCAACGUCUCCAGCACGGCGAAGAUGAGCAGCAACCAGGGCAAGUCGUUAUGGUUCUACUUCUACGGAUUCUUGUCCGCGUUCUUCGUCAUCGAGGUGUUUGUGAUAGCGUUCGGGUGCUGGCUCUUCUCCAAGAAAGGGAUACUGUCCAGGCCAUCGGAGCUGCUGGCCGUGGAGGAAGGGUACAGGAUGAUCACCAGCCAUUUCCGGGCGUACAGCUACUCAGAGCUGCAGAGUGCCACCAGGAAGUUCCGCACCGAGAUCGGGCAUGGCGGGUCGGGCACCGUGUACAAGGGGGUCCUGGACGACGACAGGACGGUGGCCGUCAAGGUGCUGCAGGACGUGAGCCAGAGCGAGGAGGUGUUCCAAGCCGAGCUGAGCGCGAUCGGCAGAAUCUACCACAUGAACUUGGUGAGGAUGUGGGGGUUCUGCUCAGAAGGCGCGCACCGGAUUCUGGUCUACGAGUACGUCCACAACGGAUCAUUGGCAAAUGUGCUGUUCCAAAGCACCGGAAAUUCCGGCAGGUUGCUGGGAUGGAAGCAGAGGUUCAACAUCGCCGUCGGCGUGGCCAAAGGACUGGCAUACCUUCACAAUGAGUGCCUGGAGUGGAUCAUCCACUGCGACAUGAAGCCGGAGAACAUACUGCUGGAUGAUGAAAUGGAGCCCAAGAUCACCGACUUCGGGCUGGCGAAGCUGCUCAACAGAGACGGGUCCGACUCGGGCUUGUCGCGGAUCCGAGGAACAAGGGGGUACAUGGCACCCGAGUGGGUCUCCAGCCUUCCCAUCACCGAGAAGGUCGACGUGUACAGCUACGGCGUGGUGCUCCUGGAACUGAUGAAAGGGCAGAGGGUUUCGGAUUGGGUGGUGGAUGGGAAAGAGGGGCUUGAAACUGAUGUCAGAACCGUGGUGAAGAUGAUCGUCGACAGAUCGAAGCGCGGCGAUGGAGGAUGGGUUGCGGACCUGGUGGAUGAACGGCUUGAUGGCGAAUUUAACCAUGCGCAAGCUAAAAUAUUUGCCCAGUUGGCUGUCUCAUGUUUAGAGGAAGAUAGAAACAAAAGGCCCGGUAUGAAGAAUGUAGUGCAGACGCUCAUCUCUACAGAUGAUGAGUCCAGAGAUAAUGAAUAUCCAGAAAUUUGA